CAUUGUGCGUCCGGGCGCCGCCGCCAGCCAGGCCGGGCCUCCUGCCGCCUCCCCCGCCUCCUCCUCCCGGCUGCCCAGGAGAGCCGGCGCGCCGGCGCCGCAGUCCCGGGCCCCGCCGCCGCCACCUCAGCAGCAUGUCGGGCCGGUCGGUGCGGGCCGAGACCCGCAGCCGCGCCAAGGAUGAUAUCAAGCGGGUGAUGGCGGCCAUCGAGAAAGUGCGCAAAUGGGAGAAGAAAUGGGUGACAGUUGGUGACACAUCCCUUAGGAUUUACAAAUGGGUGCCAAUAACAGAGCCUAAAGUAGAUGAUAAAGCAAAGAACAAGAAAAAGGGUAAAGAUGAAAAGUGUGGUUCUGAGGUUACUACUCCAGAAAACAGCUCAUCUCCUGGGAUGAUGGAUAUGCAUGAUGACAACAGUAACCAGAGUUCGAUAGCUGAUGCUUCCCCAAUAAAGCAGGAGAACAGCAGCAACUCAAGUCCCUUGCCAGAGCAGAGCUCCACAGGCCAGGUCGAUGGUCCUGGCUCCAAGUCUGAUGAUGCUCAGACUGAUGCAAAAGAAGAACCUGGGUCAGAAGAUGCAUCCGAUGAACAGAAUUCACAGUCUUCAAUGGAGAAUUCCAUCAAUAGUUCAGAGAAAGUUGAAACAGAGCCUUCAGCAGAAAAUGACAUAGCCACAGAGACAUCUAAAAACUCUCAGGACUCUGAAGGAGUGCCACCUUCUAAAAAGAUGAAAGUAGAGGCUCCCUCUCAACAAAAUAUUGAUGAAAUAUAAACUUUAGAUUUUUCCUGGGCAGUUUUUAUGUAAGGUACAUCAAUGGGUAAAUUAUCGAACAACCGUUCAUAGGUAUCUUCUCUUGGAUGAGGACAGAACUCUAUAAACUUUCCAAGUUACCAGGCAAAAAUCCAAGGAAAACCAAGCAAAGGUUUAAUCUCUUCAGACACUGAAAACUUUUUCCUGUGAAGCAAAAUGUUGAGCAUUUAAGUUACUGUCUCUGAAAUGGUUAGAGUAAACAACUCAGGAGGGGUCUACGCACUGUUUCUAAUGUCAGAAUUACAAUUAUGCUGCUGCUGUAUUUUUUUUCCAUUCUCUAUUUAACAUUAUAAGAUAUUUAAGAAUGGUACAGGUCAGGUAUUCUCUUCACAUGUGAAGUUCACUGUUCUGAUGUGAUGUCUGCUUCUUGUUUUGGGUUUUUUUUUUUGGUGCCUUGUGUCCCAAAACGAAAACAAGCCAGUGCUAAUUUUUGCAACUUCUCCUUUGCAAAGUGGCCUGUUCGUACAAUGCCAUAUAAAAUGUGUUCCGUUGUGUUUUUUUAUAUAUAUAUAUACUCUGGUGCUUACUGUCCUGAUAAGAGAUAACAUGAGAGAAACCAAGAAGCCAUUUUCACUGUUGGGAGUGCAGGCUUACCCACACCUGUGAGGUUUGAUUUUCCUGUACCUCCAAGGAUCACUUAUUUUUUGAACGCACGAUGUUUGAGCCACCAAGGACUUCUCCCGCGCCACCCUCACAGAUGUGUAUGCCCCAAAACAUUCUUGCCUUAGAGACUUUUGUAGUAGAAUAAUGCAUCUAUUUGGCUAUAUAAUGUAGCCUUCUUAAAAUUGAUUUAUCUGAAGUGAAUGUUCACUUAAAUUACGGUUUAUUUGGAUAAAAAAAUCAAUUAUGCAUAUUAAGUACUUAGAUCUGGAAAUCCAUAUUUGAGCCUUUUCAUGGAUUUAUUACAAUAAAUACAGGUUAAAAUGGAUGCAUGCGGAGCGGCAGAUGUAAUUUUGAAUAGGUAUAUUCUUCAAUCGUUUUUUAAAAAUUGAACUGGAUUUCACUGUUCUGUUCUUUAAUGAGAUGGUUACCGUGGUGGAUUCCAGGCUUCCUGUACUUCAGGCUCCUUGUUUCAAGAUUUGCUUGUCAAUACAGCUUUGUGACUUGCAGAAUCUCUCGUUCAGACAUCUGUGUUCCAUGCACGCUUGACUUGGCAACAGAAGCUGCAUAGAAGUCUUGUUCAUUUUAAUAGCAGCUGGAAGUGCAGGGCCACCUACACAUUAUGCCGGUUGCUGGGGGCAUAAUCUAGUGAAAAGGGAGUCAUGAAAUCAAUGCAACUUGAGUUGCAAUGGAUUUGCACUUUGUUGUUUUCAAUGGGGCUAAGUCAUGGCUGGACUUGCUAGAUUACACUCAGCAUUUUGCACAUUUAAGGAAUGGCUGAGCUCCUGCAGUUCCUUUUGGUAGGUGGGAACAUUUUUUGUCUGCCUGAGAAAUGCGUGUGAGAAGUAGAAGGUAGCAAAUGAGAACAAAGGAAUUUUGUCACAGUGAAACGGCAACUGCAGAACAAUUGCGUCUAGUUAGCUGUGGAAGAAGCGGGUGGCUUUUUAAAAGGCAUUAGCUUCCAAUCCAGACACUUCCCUUCACUGUUGCUGGUUAAAACCUUUAUUUCUGAUUUCUCCAGUGGUGAAAAUGGCUUUAGUUCUGACUACUGUAUUGCAUUUGCAAUUAAUUAUGAAAAAAGUUGGGAGAAGCAGAGGUGCCAAUUCUGACCUUCCACCAAUUGCUUGUACUGCAGAGAAAGUGGCCGUACAUUCAAAUUUGAGAAUAUCUUCUCAUUUUGUGUUGAAAUAAAUAUUUGCCUCUCAUCAAAAUUAAAUUUGCUUGCAAAUUAUUCAUGACAGCAGCGUGCUCCUUAGAAAGUCUCUUUGUGCUCGGAUCACAGAUUCAUUAAAUAUCUGAAAGAGACGUUGUAUUUGCACAAUAUGCAUAAUUAAAUGCUAAAGUGAUACGUUUUUCUCUCAUUUGUGUAUCUGCUUCAGACAUGGUGAUGAUGGGUUAAAUAGCAGUUAGUAUGGACAUGACAUCCAUGUUUAACCAGGGCUUGUGGUUUUUUUUGGGGGGGGACGUGGUUGAUCUAUGAAAUAGACAAAUAUAUUUUUUGAACUUUAAAAAAUGUAAUUAUGUAGCUUUUAAUUGAUCACUAAAACGGUCCAUGGCUCUGAAACGACCCUGUCCGGUAGUUGCUGUCUAUAGGAGCUUCAAUUUUUGUGGUUGUGCUCUGGUUUUUUUUUUUUUUUUUUACAAAGUUUCCAAGGAAGUAGAUAGGCUUUUUUUAAUUUCGAAGCUGAAUCCUGUACGUAAUGGAUAAUAUAAAUAUAUAAAUAUAUAUAUAAAUAUAAAUAUAAAUAGCACUAAAAUACCUCAAAUACUUCAUUUGGCAGAAAAGAUUUAUUGGCAUUACUGACAUUGAUAAGUUUAAUGAUAAAACUGGCUUCUUAAUCUCUCCUGGGGCCUAUUUCUGAAGAAUAGUGUCCUGCUGCUGUGUGGCCAUCGUUGUCUUUGGGGGCGGCUGUUUUUCUGUGGAUGUUGGAUUGAGUUGGAUGCUCAGGAGUUGACUCUGAAGAAUGGAGGCCAUUUUGUCGUUCUGUGGCUCCGAAAAACAAACAGCGGCAUCACCGUAGUCUUUGACUGGCGACCCACGGGCUCAGAGUUGAACCUUUAUCCACAAAUAGGCCUUGCGGGGAGGUUGAGAGAAUUGAGUUGUACUAUUUAUUCCUGUUAAUGUCUGUCUGCACCAUUUGAACAGGUCGGGGAAUGAAACAGACGGGUAUGCAGAGGUUUACCGUUGUGUGCAGAUUGUGGUUAGUGUUUUUUCGAAGUGCCUAAUAACAUGAUAGGCCGUCUGGUUGUGCAGCUUGUUGGGCUUUGAACCGUCAAAAGUUUAGGGUUGAGAACCAGCCGUUCAAGGUGGGGGUCUCCGUCUCUUCAGACUUGGUGCCGGACCCAGCGCCUUGGUCUGGCGCCACCGUUACUGGGACUUGGUUUCAGCAACUGGUUUGAAAGGGGGUGGACUGCAGAUCCUGCGGGCAAAAGGGGGAAAAGCAAAAAACACCGAGAUCUUGUCACUGGAAGUUCUCAUGUCUAUAGUGCCGUGGUCCCCCAGGCCCGCUGGUGGGCAUCAUGCAGCCCCAGCCCGCGGCAGACCGUGUGAGUUAGAAAUGGUGCAAGAUGUCAAGAAGUGCUUCCUUACCUACAUUCGGGGUAUUUGGGCCUCGACCUGGUAGGCACAAGCUGGCAAGGUAAUUGACUGACUUGGGUUAUACACGCAGGCAGGUUUUUGUAGCCAAACCGUUCAUUUUGAAGUUCUUUCGCUUGGGGAAAUUGUUAAACAUUCCAGAAAGUGCGGGCACUUUAACAACACCAACCAACCAACCAACCAACCAACCAAUGAGGCAGCAUAAAAAUUACUGGCUUGACCGGGGUGGGGGGCCAGGGAAUGGGAACAGUGUGUAUGGGGGGGCAGCUUUCUUCUUCCUGAACAUUGCUGUUUUGGAAUGUUCUUUAUAUCUAAAGGCCUGCUAGGGAGGUGUAAAGAAUUUUGUGGGGGGGGGGUUGUUUGUUUUUUUGUUUUUAAAGAAAACACCUAAUCGUUUUUUUCCACCUUAAUGAUUCUGUGUGUGUUGUACAGCAGUAUAAUUUUUUUUCACUUAUUUAUUCCAUCAGUAGCUAUGGUUUGUACAAUGUACAAUGAUUUCAUUUAGAAAAAUAAAACUAAAAUUCCAACACA
Messenger RNA from Candoia aspera, 4536 nucleotides. RefSeq names its product BAF chromatin remodeling complex subunit BCL7A (gene BCL7A). The record is from RefSeq and is a predicted model, not a curated record. NCBI's taxonomy places the organism in Eukaryota, Metazoa, Chordata, Lepidosauria, Squamata, Candoiidae. The transcript is spliced from 6 exons. The coding region runs from base 135 to 770 and encodes 211 amino acids.